Molecule: messenger RNA, 2112 nt
Organism: Caenorhabditis angaria
Lineage: Eukaryota; Metazoa; Nematoda; Chromadorea; Rhabditida; Rhabditidae
Source: the annotation of a GenBank genome assembly
AUGUCAUUCGAGUUAGUUGAACUCAGCUACCAAACCAAUCGUAAAACCCGAAUUUCAGAUUAAAUUUUAGUUGUACUGCUCAACCUUUUCACGCGGAUGCAACAUCUUCUCGAUCUCAAAAAGAUCUCAAAAUAAUUUUGUUUGGCGGCCAAACUGAAGUGGUUGAUUCGGAAGUUAUGGCAACACAUUCUGGAACAAUUUCUGGUAUUUUAUCAUGUUCUCGUCGUCCUUAUAAACCAAUUGAUAUGUCACAUUUUGAUGAGAAAGCUGUUCAUUUAGUUAUUGAUUGGAUGUAUUCUGGUGAAAUUAAUUUUUCAAUGGAUCAAAUGAGAAAUGUUCUAUCAGUUGCUUCAAAUUGGAGAGUUUCUGGACUUCAACGUCAACUUGAAGAACAUCUUGAAGCUCUUGCAUUACAUGGUCAAGCUGUUCUUGCUCUUAAUACCGCUACAGCUGACUCUUUUACUGUUUCAAAUGAUUCUAUAAAAAGUCUUGCUUUGAGUUUGCAACAAAUUAUUGGAGAUCUAUACACCAAUGAUAUCGCCGAUCUUUCAUAUAAUUCAAUAAUUGCAUUAAUGUCUUCAAAAAUUAAUGCUCGUGAGAAAGUUCCAUUGAUAAAUUUGGCUAUUUCUUGGAUGAAAUAUCAUAAAACUGAAAUUGAAGCCAAGAAAACAAUUUGUGAAAGUGUUACAUUUAUUGAUCGAGACGGUGAAACUAUUCAUGAUGUUCAACAAGGCCUCAUCUAUGUGAGAUCUAUUUUAUUAAAAAAAAACAAAAAUAUAUUUUUCAGCACACUGGAAAGAAUGACUAUAAUCGUCGUCUUGUUAUUGAUACGUUUGGGCGUCUCUCAUUCCGAGAUAGAACAAGAGUAAAUUCUUCUUCAGUUAAUAAAUUUACAAAGUAAGUGAUGAACUGGAUCAAGAAUUAGUAUUAACAAUUUUUCUAAUUAAGCUCAAAAUGGUCACUCGCACGUCCUCCACAACCUCAACCACCAGCAAGACAAAAUCCAACCUGGCAAGCAAGAGAAAAUCGUCGUGGAUUGGCAAUGGUGUCAACAUCGGAUCAAAAUGUGAACGAGGAAAAACAACAACAGCAAAAGCAACAAAACAGUGAUUACAGUACUUUUGAAUCAACAAGAUCUAGUGCUUCCACAUCAUCGUUGAGAAAUCCUCGAAAUCCAAGACGUUCGCUUUUCCGAACUCAAUCUCAACUUGAGGAUUUGCGACAAAUUCCGGAUACUUUUGAGUUGGUUUUCAUUCUUGUUCCAUCUCAUAUGUAUCUUAUAUUUCAGAAAUCCAUAUUUCCACCAAUUCCAUAAUCGCCCAAUUGAAGCAUCAAGUUCAAUCCGUGAUCAAAUUGCAAAUAUGCCAAAUCCGUUUCAAAAUUCGAACAAGAAAAAUAAGCCAGCUGUUCGCAGUCAAGAUUCUAUUUCGGAUGUUUCCAACUCUAAUCCAAAUCCUUAUAUGUAAGAAAGUAACAUAGAAAAAUGCUCAACCAAAAUAUACAUUUUUGUAGCAUAGUUGAUCCCAUUGUUGCUCCAACACGUCAAGCUUCUGAUCCGGAAAGAAUGAGUUUAGCUUCAGCUCGAAAAAUACUUCGUCAACACAAUUUGGAUCACGAAAACUUGAAUACUAUUGCUGAUCCAUUUGGACAACAACAACAACAUCAAAUUAGACGACAAAAUUCAGAUCAGGAAAAUAUAAAUGCAAUUGCUAAUCCGUUUGAUAGAAAACAAUCAUUAUCAAACUCCAAGCACAAAGUUCUAACAAAAAGUCAAACCGAAUUUUUGAAAGACGCAGAAGAUCCAUUUCAAAAUACCAAGUAAACAAUUCAUUCCAUCGUAUCUAAAUCCUUUUGAAAUUUUUCAGACCACAACGCCAAUUUUCAUUGACUGAUAGCAGCCAGAAGAAGAAAGUUUUGAUGGGACGUCGUCAAAAUUUUGAUCAAAGUGAAAUAGAACAUCUUCAAUCAAUUCCAAAUCCAUUCCAAAGUCCAUCAACUAACAAAAGUGAAAAGAAAACUCGUGAGUAAUCAUGGAAUGGAAUGAUAUUUUGAAUUUUUGAUAAAUGAAAAAUUCUUUCAGAUGCUACUAGAUCACAACGUCUCUAUCCGUGA